Messenger RNA from Chiloscyllium plagiosum (whitespotted bambooshark), 7886 nucleotides. The record is from RefSeq and is a predicted model, not a curated record. NCBI's taxonomy places the organism in Eukaryota, Metazoa, Chordata, Chondrichthyes, Orectolobiformes, Hemiscylliidae.
CAUUCAGGGGCUGGUCAAUCGAUCAGACACGAGGAGCCAGCUUCUUCAGUGCAGCGACCACAGACAGACACGCAGAAAAAGCAGGAGGAGACCUUCACCCAGCCUCCUGUAAACCAAAGUGGACCUUUGUUUUUGAUUUUUAAGAUCCCUGGUCGGAACUCUCGGUGUCUUUCGCUCCGAAACUUUGCCCAACUCGAUUGGAAAUGGUGGGAAUUUCUGGCUCCUAUCAGGUCAACGGAGAGAAGACGCGUUCCGCAAUGCCGGGGUCACCAGUGGAUGUGAAAGUGCAGUCUCGAGCCACACCCCCAACCAUGCCUCCGCCACCUCCGUCUGGAAACCAAGGGAAUUCUCGGCCAAACUCCUUCACCCCGACCUCACUGCCGAAUGGCGUUGACCACUCUCCACCUGCCCUGAACGGCGUGCCAUCCCCACCUCAACGCUUCAGCAAUGGCCCUUCGUCCUCUCUCGCCAGUCAGCAGCUCCCUGCCACCUGUGGUGCCCGCCAGCUUAGCAAACUGAAGCGCUUUCUGACCACCCUGCAGCAAUUUGGCAACGACAUCUCACCGGAGAUCGGGGAGCGAGUCCGCAGCCUUGUCCUGGCACUGGUGAACUCAACCGUGACCAUUGAAGAGUUUCACUCAAAGCUGCAAGAGGCAACAAACUUCCCACUGCGCCCCUUUGUAAUUCCAUUCUUAAAGGCCAACCUGCCACUGCUGCAGCGGGAACUACUGCACUGUGCCCGCUCUGCCAAGCAAACGCCAGCUCAGUACCUGGCUCAGCAUGAACACCUCCUGCUCAAUGCCAAUGCCACGUCCCCUGUCAACUCAACGGAUCUGCUAGAGGUCAAUGAGAAUGGGAAGAGGAACAGCCCGGAAAGGAAUAAAGAGAAUGGUUUUGACCGAGACCCUCCAGCAAAGCGGGUGUGCACUAUCAGCCCUGCCCAGCGGCACAGCCCAAACAUUGGCAUACCUCACCCCGCCAAUGGGCAACUGCAUCCAACCCCUCCUCCCCUCCAGCACUACAGCCUGGACGAUGUGGCCAUCAACCACCUGUACAGAGACCCACAGAGACUUCCGGAAUACAGAGACCGACACAGGCAUCACGGAGGAUCUCGUGCAGUGUACCAGGAAGAGAUGAUUGAUCACCGACUGACUGACCGUGAGUGGGCUGAGGAAUGGAAACAUCUGGAUCAUCUCCUGAACUGCAUCAUGGACAUGGUGGAGAAGACUCGUCGCUCACUAGCCGUCCUCUGCCGUUGCCAAGAAGCUGACCGAGAGGAGCUAAACUACUGGAUGAGGCGUUACAAUGACACAGAGGAUGUACGAAAGGGGGGCAGCACUCACCUCAGGCAGCUCAGCCCUGGGAACACAGACACCAUUCAGACUGAGCUUAAUCGGGAGAUCGGUCACAGACCAUCAGCGGGUUACGUCCCGGAUGAGAUCUGGAAGAAAGCGGAGGAGGCAGUGAACGAGGUCAAACGACAGGCCGUGUCGCAGUUACAGAAGGCAGUAACCGAGGCUGAGCAGAAAGCGUAUGAGAUGAUAACGGCAGAGAGGGCCAAGAUGGAGCAGAAGAUAGCAGAUGCCAAGCGGCAAGCAGCUGAAGAUGCUUUCACCGUCAUCAAUGAGCAGGAAGAUACCAGCGAGAGUUGCUGGAACUGUGGGCGCAAGGCCAGCGAGACCUGCAGCGGCUGCAAUGCGGCCCGUUACUGCGGCUCCUUUUGCCAGCACAAAGAUUGGGAAAAGCACCACCGCAUCUGCGGCCAGAACCUGCACGCUCAGGCCAAGGUGGUGCCCGCAGGAGGCUCUGGUCCAAAGGCCGCCAAAGGCGAGAAGAGCCCAGCUCUGGAGAAGGCUCCCCCGUCCACCGUGACUUCCAGAUCGGCCACACCGGCUGCUCCAGAUGCCAGUGUGCAGUAACGUGACCUAUGACCUCCCCCCCCCCCCUCCCCCUCCCCACCACCCCCCACGUCAAAUGGAGACAUUGGAAUUGAAACUCCCACCCGGGGCCACAGUUCGAUAUCAGGUGUAGGCCUCAGCUUUUAAAGAUACCCUUUUUUUCCUUUUAAUGUUCAAAAAAAAGACAUAAUUGAGGGGGAGACAAUUCGGGCUCAAGGCUCCUCUUGAGAGCUUCGACUGAAAUGUAGGCCAGCAAAAAAAAUAAAAUCACAGAAGCAAAAUCUACAGUCGGACUCCUGGCAACAGAGGAAGCAGGCUGCUGUAUCCACGGGCCAGAAACACUGCCAUUUAUGAGACGACUGCAGAAAUGUUUUGGACUGGGACAUGAACGUCCUCCUGUAUGUCUCUCCCCACUCACUGCUGACUCCAUAACAAUCCUGCAUCUUGCUCUGCAGUCCGAAAAGAAAAUGUAAACAUUUACCUGUGCAAUCAAAGUGGACAAGGAGUAACAAUUCAGAUCCUACUUACUCAAAACACUCUUUACCUCUUGGUUUAAAAAAAAGGGACUCUUUCAAGAGAUUAGAACUUAUUCCUUCGAAGAGAAAUGUCAAAAGAAUGUGGUUUGUCGCUGGUUUUUGAAGGGGGUAAAGGGACUCUCUUUUGACUUGUAUAUCCCUUUUCGAAACGUGUGAAAGGAAAUCUCCCGUCUUCCUGUCCCCACAAAUGAUUUGUACACUGAUUGCUCUUCCCUGACGCCAUUCCGUUCCUACCCCAAGGAAACACUCCGGAAAGAUCCGACGGUGGCUGAUGACUGCUCUAGUGGUGUACUUGAUGGGGAAGGAAGCAGGUGGCCUGGGUCGGCUUUGGUGUGUGUAAAACUGCUCUUCGUAUGACUUUUUGUAACGACUGACCUCUCGAGACGUUACUCCUCACCUCCUUUGUGAUCUCCCGAAAGCAAGUGGACAGUUUGUGUCACACGGUGACAAGCUCCAGACACACGCACACGCGCACAUAAGUUUCUUUUCAGGACUUGGGAGCCUUCGUUUCCCCCUUCUCGAUUCCCUUGACUUCUAAACGCGAAGCGACGUUUGCCUGCCGAGGACAGAGAUUCCGCUGAAACCAAGCACAAAAGGGUAUCCCAAACUUUGAUCGGAUUGGAAGCGAACAGUUAGAGCUGCACAACUCUUGUGUGUCCACCAAAAUGAGAACUGAACCAAAUUAUCAUCCUCUACAACCAAACUGUCCAAGCCAAACUCUCUCUCUCUUCGGCUUACCGAAAGUCGAGGGGAGGUUGCCUAAUGUGCUAGGCCAACAACCAAAACCUCAUAGUUCAGGAUUCAUUACAAAAACAAAACAAAACUGAUUGAUCUAAUCCCUCUGUUCAGCUGUGUGUCUCUGUAAGUGAAUGAGAAGUACAGUGUGUUUGUUUCAUUUGUGACCAGUUAAUGUGAAGGAUUGUAGUAUUGGCGUCAGUGUAAGCAGUCCUUAAGGGUCUGCCCUUUUUGUUCUGUGAAGCUGUCGUGUUGUGAUUACUGAAUUCUUUAUCUUCUUUUGGGUUUCUUUUAAAUGUUUUUUUUUAUUUAAGAAGAAUUUGUGUAUGCAACUGAUAUGUGGCAAUUUAAGCCCUGCCAGUUCUUUAAAAAAAAAUGUUCUGUGUCAUUGGCUUGUGCUACAGUCGAUUUAAUCGCCUAUUUUCUGAUUGUAACCAGAUUGAAUUAACUCCUGUCUUCCUGUGCACUCAGGGCCUGUCGGGUGAACUUGUCAUGAAAGCGUUGGCAUAGCUUCUUGCAACAGUUUGUCUCCCCUCUCCAAAAGAUAAUCCCUGUGUCAUUGUCUCUCUUUAACAUUCUACACACUGGCUGACCGACUCCUUCAAGGUGUAAUCCAUCUUUCAUUUAAUUCCUCUUUCUUGUAGCCCCCAAGGAAAGGAACAAUGAGAUAACAGCUAGCUGUUUAUUCUGGAAUCUUCUCAGGCACAGACUGCUGAGGUGGGGUCAGGAGAAGAGAAGUGAAAUUCCAUUGUUAUUGACUUAAGGGCAUUUAGAAAUAGAUGUUUGAAUUACAAUGAGAUCUCUUCUAGUCACAUUUUGGCUUCUGACAAUGAUACUUCCAUCCAUUAUAAAUAGGUAAAGGGCCAGUCUUUUUGAAGACACCACCAGAUUGCUGAAACCCAUGGGUACGCAUUUUUAUUUUCAUUCAAUGUGAGCUUUGCCAAUCAGGCCAUCUUUAAUGCCCAUUGAGAGUCAAUGAUAAACCAUCAUUUUGAAUACAACCAACUGCCUCGUUCAGAGUUAACCCCUUCAUGUGGAUCUGGAGUCACAUGUAGGCCAAGCCAAGUGGCGAUGGCAGAUUUUCUUCUCUAAAGCAAAUUAGUGAACCAGAUGGGGUUUUUUUUAACAGCAGUCUGUUAGUUUCAUGCUCACUAGGACCAUUCCUAUUAGCUAUUUUUAAUUCCAGAUUUUUAUUACACGAGUCAAAUUUAAUUUGCACAACUACCAUGGUGGGACUUGUACUCAUCUAAUGUUAGUGGAUGAUAGUCUACACUACACUACCACCCGGUAUUUCUCAAACAGAUUGUUGUAAAUGCCGUGAAAGAUCUCCAGGAGAGGAGAGGACAUAGCUGGGACCACAGGAACUGCUUCAUAUUUUAACAUGUCUCUCCCACUUUAAUCCUUUCCCCUUCAACACUGCUCCCUUUAGUUGAUCUGUGAACUAGACAGUUCAAGGUGUGGAUUCCAGAGGGUUCUGUCCUACCAUCAGGGAGAGGACUCUGUUUUCAGUGGAAUUUAAUAAAAGUAUCAUGAGGAAGAGAGAACCUAGGGAAUAAAGGCUUUUCCAUGUCCAAUAACAGAAGAGGAACACAGGAAAUAUGCCUAUGGCUGUUUCCAUGGCUAGCUUUUCCCUGGAACAGUCAUCAGUCUGUCACCAGGGUCUACAGCUUGAGGGAUGCUUCUCUGCAUCAAUUGCUUCCUGCUCUUAAUGCCUGCCAUAUGGUUAUUGGAAGGAGACUGGGCAAUAUGUAAAACAUAUAAUGCUGGGUCAGUCUUCCUUCAACACCUCUCCUGAUUCAUUUCUAUAAACUUGAAGUAGGAAAGAUGGACAGCAAUUGGGUUGAUUCAAUAUUGCCUCUUUUACUGUGCAACCAAAUCCAACAGGGAACCAAGGAGACAUUUCCUCACUCUCCGCGAUUGGUUAGAAUGUGGAAUUCCACAGGAAGGACUUGAGGCAAAUGGAUUUGAUGCUUUCAACAGGAAACUAGAUGAGGACAUGAAAGGAAAAGGAGUAGAAAGUGAGACUGAGGUGGGGCGGGUGUUAAUGGGAAUGCAAUCACAAUAAGUCUAAACACCAGCUUAGUGCAGUUGGAAUGAAUGUCCUGUUUCUGCGCUGUAUUUACUAUUGUCCAAAGCCAUAUUUACCCCUUCUGUUCCCACCUCUUUCCCAAAUGUUGAUCUCUUCAGCUUUUGACACAUAGGCGUAGAUGUUUUUUCUUAAAAGGCUAACAUGACAACUAUAGCUAAGCCCCUGUAGGCCAAGUCAAUGUGAGCAAUACUAACAAAAACCAUUCUUCCAUUAAGUCACAUUGACUAAUCUUUGUAUCCUCCCCAAACCCCACAACAUGAUGGAAGUUUCAGGAACUUUUUAACCUGACAACAGCUAUCCUCUCCCGAGGGAAAACCACAGAGCGUUUCCUUUCUGCUUUUUCCUCAGAGGUGUAUGAAUUUUACGCUGGUAUAACGUGAAGAAUUAAUCAGCCUGUGGUUUGGUGACUUUGUUGUCCCAAAUUGUGCAAUAUGUAAUUACAGGUUGUACAAAAUUAAUUUCUGGUUUCUCAAGUUUUUUUUCUUUCAAUUUCCAUCCUCUUCCACUCCAUGAAUCAUAUCAAUAGAAUCUGGAUUUUCAGAAUAAAAAUAUAAAAUUCCCAAAUUAACCUGACUAACUGGAUGGUCAGUUGGCCAUUCUCCACUGCACUUCCUGCCCAGAUAUCUUACCAUGAGUUUUAAUCAGUGCCAGAACUCCAAAGCGUUUGCCAAUUCUCAAUGCUCCCCCCAUCUUAAAAACAAGCUAAAAUACAAAUUGGUGCCAAUGAAAUGUGAUCAAAUGAUUGAAACACAAGUAAUGUUGACAGUUCUGCUGGGGAGUAGGGUGAAGCUGGUAGCGUCAUUGGCUGUAGUAGGGCCUUGAACUACAACCCUGGGAGAAUGGAGUUAGACCAUUGAGCGAUAUUCACAUCUUUAUCGCAAAAACUAAAUCAGAUUUAGGUUUUGAUAUCAGCUUUUUAAUUUUGGUGGUGGGCAUGAGUGAUUUGUGAACUCUGCAGCCAUAAACAAUUUGAUCUUGACCCCAUGCAAUGGCAUCCAGUCAGGAGCCUGUUUUAUAUAGUUCCCUUUUGUUGUUUCCAAUACUUUUCAACAGUUGUAAAAUGGACUGCCUGUUGCACAUGCUUUCAAAGUGAAGAUCCGACCUCAUAGAGAGCGUAUAAUAAAUCUCUGGUGAUAGUGUAGUUGUGCUAUCCUCAGGAUUUUGAUUGCCUUUUCUUUCACACCACUCCUUACCCCUCCCAUCCCACCCUCUUACAGUCAGUCACCACAUGCCCCUUAAGGACUCCCUGUGCCACAUUGCAAUAGACAGUUCUAGCAGUUGUCCUCCCACUCCUGUUAACCUCAAGCUACCUCUCCCAGCUAUCAGUCAACUGAGCUUGUGAGCACAUGGGUAGAGAAAGAACACAUUAGCUCUGCCAGUUUGUGGCAUAGCUUAUUGCUGCUUAGUUCCCUAAGGACGCGUUUGUUAUCAUUUCAAUCUGCAAUAAAAAAUAUCUAACCGGCAACUAGUCAGACGAAGUAAAAUCAGAGAAUCCCUACCGUGCUGAGAGAGGCCAUUCAGCUCAUUCAGUCAGCACCAACCGUCCAAAGAGCAUCCCACCCUAUACCCAUACCAUAGUUAACCCACCACUCCCUGCCCAAGUAACUUUGAUGUGUGGGGAAACCUGCUUAGCCAAGUGAAAUAGUCCUGUACAGAAGGCCAUUUGACAAAUGUGCCUGUUCCAGCUCUUUGUAAGAGCCAUCCAAUUCUCCGACUUUUCCCUUAGCUCUGAAACUAUUUCCCUUUCAAUAUUCAGUUUCUGUAUCCAGUUCCCUUGUGUGGAAUCCAGGUAUUUGUGACAUUCUAAGUCAUGGUCACUACUGCUUCUAAGGUGAAUUAAAUAGAAGUUAUUGUUAACACCAACGUGUCUGCAGAGAGCGUUACAGAUCAGAACUGUCAGUAUCUAGAAGCUGUGGUCUCAGACUCCUGGCAAGGAAGAGCGGGGAGGUAAUUGAUUGCAAGUUUACUCUUGGCCCUCAAAUUCAUGAGAAACCAAAACUUAAUUUGAUCUGAGCUGUUCCCUGAGAUGAAGGGACGGUGGUUAACCUGUAGGGAAGGUACUUUCAACAUAAAGGAAAGCCAAAAUCUGGUUUGUAUGUAUUUGCCCAUUGCAAUCGUCUGUGUGACCUGCUCAUCAGGAUCCAGUAAAAGGAAAACUUUGCCCAUGUUCACCCCUUGCAGCAGGUGCUGUCUCUGAAGAUGGAGCUCGCCAUUCUAAAAUAUCAAAGAAGAGUCGUACCAGACUCGAAACAUUCACUUACCUUCUCUCUUCACAGAUACUGCCAGACCUGCUGUAUUUCUCCAGCUCCAUGCUGUUCUUAUUUCAGAUCUCCAGACUUUGUAGUAUUUUGAUUUUAUUCUAAGACACCAGCGCCUUGUCCCACUGACAAGAAAGGGAUAAAACCUCCAGUGUAAGCAAGCUACAAACUGGAUGAGGAGAGUGGGCAGUACAUUAUGUUGGAAGUACAGUUCUAUAUCUAGCUUCUUUUAAAGCAGUGGCUAACUAUUGAAGAUUAGCAAUGGACCUUUGUGUCUUUGUUACUUUCAAUGCAGUGCUUCUUUGAAUCGGGUAUUGUAUUUUUUUCUCUCUCUCUCUGUUGUAUAUGUAAAUAAAUAUUUGUAAAAAUU